This is a messenger RNA of Trichomonas vaginalis G3, 279 nucleotides long. RefSeq lists its product as uncharacterized. The coding region runs from base 1 to 279 and encodes 92 amino acids. NCBI's taxonomy places the organism in Eukaryota, Parabasalia, Trichomonadida, Trichomonadidae. The transcript has a single exon. The record is from RefSeq and is a predicted model, not a curated record.
AUGAUUGUUUUCCUAUUUCUUUUAGCAAGACAUAGUUUAUCAGAAGAACAGAAACCUACAGAGACUGAAGCCAACAUUGAAGAGGACAAGUCAUUGUUAGAAACACAAGUUCUUUCUGAUUUUAUUACAGCUCGUCUUUCCAGAAAUCUUACAGUAAAAGGGCAACAUGAAUUGGAACCAAUCGUUGGUAAAUAUCUCAGAAAACCACUUGUAAAUCAUUGCAGGAAUCAGCCCUUCAAAUCUCAAUCUCAGAAGAUUGUAUUUUACAAACUUCGAUAA